AUGGAUGAAAAUCGUUUAAUAUUUCCAACAGACUCCAGUUUUGGUCCAAGUGAAAAAAAAAAUAUUGAACAAUAUUUAAGAGGAAAACAAAUUUAUUUUAGUGGAAUAUAUACAGAAUUAAAAAAAAAGAAUUUCUUUUCAUCAUCAAAACAACAACAAGAAGAACAAAAGAUAUUAAUAGUUUCAUCAUUUAGAUUUCAUGUAUUUUCAACAUCAUCAAGUAGUAAACCAUUAUUCGAUGCACAUAUAUUAGAUUUAUUAGAUUAUCAAAUAACAACUGAAGGUAGUUCAGAACAAGAGGCAACCUUAAAAUUUAAUCAAAUUACAAUUAACUUUAAUAAUUCUGAAAAAGUUCAAGAAUUAUCAAUUGCAAUAAAGAAAAUGUUUUCAUUAAAUUUCCCUGGUAUGCAAGAGAGUAAAAAUGGUAAUACGACAACAACAACAACAUCAAAUAAUAAUAAUAAUUUAAAUAUUGGAGCAUGUGGUGGAUUUUCAAGAACAUAUCGUUGUUGUUCAGAUUUUUAUGGUAUUCAAGUUAGAGAGGAUAUUUGUUGGGAAGUUGAUAAUUUAUUUGAGUCUAAUAAUAUUAAAGAUUUAAAUUUAAGUGAUUGGCCAGAAUCACCAACACCUCAACAAGGUAGAGCAAUGAUUGAUGCAUUAAAGUAUAAUCAAUGGUUUGAAUCGGUGACUGUGGCAAACUCAACACCAUCGACUCAAUGUAAGAUUGGUAAUGAUGGCGUGCAUUCAGUCAAUAGGGUAUUGGAAACCAAUAGAAAGAUAUCGAGAUUACAACUUUCUAAUAUCAAUGCAAGAGAAUCUUGGAUAACACCAGAGACUUGGAUGUCAUUGGCAUUCAAUAACUAUUUAACUCAAGUUGAUUUAUCAAAUAAUUCAAUCGAAGAUCGUGGUGUGCAAUUCCUUUGUAACGAUUGGUUAUCUACGAUCUCUCAUGAGAUUCAUUCCAUCAAUCUAUCGAAAUGUAAUAUCGGUAAGCAAGGUCUUUCCAACCUUUUCAGAGCUUUUAGACAAAAUAAAUGGAUUUCAAAGAACUUGAAAUUCCUUUCAGUCUCUGGUAAUCGUAUGGAGGAUGCUGCCUCUGAUAUGGUAUUGUUUUUAUCAGAGGCAACUGCAUUGCGUCAAUUUGAAAUGUCUAAUUGUCAACCAACUUGGUCAGCUAUUAAACCACCACCAACCAUUCAAAAAUCAAAAGAGACUAGAAUCAUUUCAAAACUUGAUUUAUCUGCUAAUAAAUUGAAUUUCAAUGCAUCAAAUAAACAACAACUCGAACAAAAUGCUAAUGAUCUUUCAUUGUUCCUUUCAAUGAUUUGUCCAAAUCUUGCAGAUAUAGAUUUAUCAUCAACUUGUCCAUCACCAAAUUCAAUCUAUACAAUUCUUUCAUCAGUUAUCAACUUAAUUCGUUUGAAUCUUUCUGAUAAUGAAUUAGAGGAAGAGGGUAUUGUUACAUUGGUAGAUAUACUCUGUCAUACUACCCUACCAAAAUUAAAACAUCUUUAUAUAAAUCGUAAUUUCACUAUCAAUACCGAUAUUAUGAAUAAAUUAUCAAUUUCAAAAGUAACUUCAAAACUUACAGGUGAUUCAAGUGGUGGUAGUGGUGGUAGUGGUGGUGGUGUUGGUAGUGGUUCAUUAGGUAAUGCAGUUAAAUCAUUGGUUAAAUUAAUUUCACCAUCAUCUUUUAGUUUAUGUCCAUUGGAAACUUUACAUUUUGCUGGUCAAAAUAAUGGUCGUGUAAAGGGUGACAUUAUACCAUUGGCUCAUGCUCUCUUAAAAAAUGAUACAAUCACUGAAAUCGAUAUCUCUGGUCAUCAUGCUGGUGAUGAUUUAGCCAUUACUUUAGGUCGUGUAAUUCAAGUAAAUAAAACUAUUAAAACUUUAUAUUGGGAUGAAAAUUUAACAACUACAGUAGGUUUAGAAUAUUUCUCAAUUGGUUUCAAACGUAAUCAAUCAAUUCAACAUAUGCCAAUGUUGGUUUUAGAUAUUGCUGAUUUCUUAAAACAACCAGAGAAUUCACCAUCAAUGCAAAUGAUAAAAGAACGUCUUCGUUUAGUCGAUACCACUACAACAGUUCAACAAAGAGUUACUCAAUUGGCUUCUGAUAUUCAAUCUCAAAUUAUUAAUAAUAAUUUAAGAAAAAUGAAAGAUGCUAUUAAUAAAGCUGUUACUAGAAAAAGAAAUGAAGCUGCAAUUUCAAAUACUAUGAAUUCUCCAAAAUCAAUAACUUCAACUAAACCACCACAACAACAACAACCACCACAAUCUAUAAAUUUACAACAACAACAACAACAACAACAACAACCAAAGAAUGAAGAACAACAACAACAACAACAAGAUUCAUCACAACAACCACAACAAAUUGAUUCACCAGUUCAAACUUCAACACAAUCACCACAAAAUGAUGAUUUUGUUGAAGAAUCUUUAAAUUAA
Messenger RNA from Dictyostelium discoideum AX4, 2442 nucleotides. RefSeq lists its product as hypothetical. The transcript has 2 exons. The record is from RefSeq and is a predicted model, not a curated record. Lineage: Eukaryota; Evosea; Eumycetozoa; Dictyosteliales; Dictyosteliaceae. Bases 1 to 2442 code for a protein of 813 amino acids.